Messenger RNA from Pyricularia grisea, 504 nucleotides. RefSeq lists its product as uncharacterized. The transcript has a single exon. The record is from RefSeq and is a predicted model, not a curated record. The coding region runs from base 1 to 504 and encodes 167 amino acids. Gene Ontology annotation, molecular function: acyltransferase activity, transferring groups other than amino-acyl groups. NCBI's taxonomy places the organism in Eukaryota, Fungi, Ascomycota, Sordariomycetes, Magnaporthales, Pyriculariaceae.
AUGCCAGUCUGGCGUCAAGCAAGUGCAGGAGACAUUCCUGGUCUCCUUCAAGUCAGCGAUGUGGUGCAUCCAUCCCUGCCAGAAAGUGACUCAGUCUACAAAGAGCGCGUCCAGCUCUUUCCCGGCGGCUGUUUGGUGUUAGUCGACCUCGAAAAGAACAAAGUUUGCGGCUAUGCCAUCUCCCACCCGGUCCUUCAAAGCAGGCCACCUGCACUCGACAGCCUGCUGGGUCAGAUAGCACAUGAUGCAGACCAGUACUACAUCCACGACGUUGCGAUUCUCCCAGAGUUUCGCGGGCAGGGUCUAGCAGCCGAGUGCAUUGAGAGGUUGCUUGAGGUUGGAAACCAGUACAGCAGUACGUGUUUGGUUUCUGUGUACGGUACGCAGCAUUUCUGGGCUCGAUUUGGAUUUGUGUCUGGUGCGGUUGACGAGGUUAUGGUGGAAAAGCUGCGCGGUUAUGGUAAAGACGCAGUCUACCUCACGCGGGAAAAUUUUGUUCGAUAG